AUGACGAAGUUCAGCUAUUCCGAAUACCUGUCUCAGUUCCGCAACGGCGCCUUGUCCAAGUCGCCGGCCGAUAGAGGACGACGUGCCGCCGGGCGGAGCGACCUAACGUCAGAUCCUGCGGAGGAUGUUGAUCCGGUAGUCUUUGCCGUCAGGAGCGGAGAUGUGGAGGCUGUGAAUGAGCUGGCAGAGUCCAGUCCACACAGCCUAAUGAAGGAAAACAAAGAUGGGUGGAUACCUUUGCAUGAGGCUGCCUAUUGUGGAGACGCUGGGUGCAUGAAGACACUGCUGAAGGCCCAUCCAAGUUUAGUGGACAAACGCACCCUGCAGGAGCAGACAGCCUUACUUCUCGCUGUGUCCUGUGGACACCUGUCCUGUGUCCGAUGUCUUCUGGAGGCAGGCGCAGACCCCGACAUAAGCAACAAAAAUAAAGAAACCCCUUUAUACAAAGCUUGUGAGCAGGAGAAGAUGGACAUGGUGAGAGUCAUUCUCUCCUUUGGUGCCACUGUGAAUCAGCGGUGCUGCCAGGGUUGGACGGCCCUCCACGUGGCAGUAUCCAGGAACAACACAGAAAUCUGUGACGUACUUCUGCGAGCCGGGGCUGUCGUAAAUCCACCCAGUACCUGCAGCAUCACACCACUCACCGUAGCAGCUCAGCGAGGAUGGCUGAAGGUGCUGCGUUACCUUAUUGAGAAAGGCGCUGAUGUGAACAUGCAGACAUGUGAUGGUGUCACAGCACUGUAUGAGGCUUGUAAAUGUGGCCACAAGGAGAUAGUAUCCACGCUGCUCGCUAAAAACGCAGAUGCCAACAAGCCCAACAGCUCUGGAUUGCUUCCACUGCAUAUUGCUUCCCAGUGUGGACACCACGAAAUUGUAUCCCUUCUUGUCCCGGUGACAAGUCGAGCCAGGCUUCGCCACAGUUGGAUAAGCCCCCUCCACCUGGCAGCAGAGCACAACAGACACGCUGUGGCAGCUGUGCUGCUCAAGACAGGUGCAGACGUCAAUGCCACACUGGCCCACAGUCACUCCAUCCAGUAUGCUGAUCGACGUACCACAGCCCUUUACUGUGCAAUUGCCAAUGACAGCACCAAGACAGCAAAACUGCUACUGGACGCCGGUGCUAGUCUGACACUGGACCCAGUCAACCCUUUAUUUAUGGCUCUAAGGCGGGGCUGUCUCAGCACUGUCUCCCUACUGCUAGAGAAUGGGGUAGAUGUCAACAGCAUCAUCCCAGUUUAUCCCACCAGCUUCCCUGGUGCUGUUGCCCUUUGCACAAAUAAUCUACCUCUACUUAAGUGUCUUCUGGAUAAUGGGUGCAAUGCCCUGGCCUGCUUUACCUGUAUGUAUGGCACUGCCCCGCACCCUGCCUCCGGACCAUCCCAUUUAAGUAGCAGUAGUGGCAAUGGAUAUACAGUUCUGGAUAACGAUGGCAUACCCCCUUUAACCUGCACAGAGCCAUUGGCAAAAGUGACACAGUUCUGUGAGUGGCUUUCAACCUCGGUGGUAUGUAACUGGGCAGGACCGAUUGUAGACCUGCUGCUGGACUAUGUUGGGCAUGUUCCGCUGUGCGCCAGGCUCAAUGAACUGCUGGGCAGCCGAGAAGACUGGCUUGCCAUCAAGAGAAAGUCAUCGUCCCCUCGUCCACUGCUGCACUUGUGCAGAUUGAGGAUCCGUGCCCAGAUGGGGAGGCGCAGGUUGGGUUCCCUCAGGAGUCUACCUCUGCCAGACAGACUGAUAAUUUACCUGAGUCACACCACCUGAUCACAAG
Messenger RNA from Lampris incognitus (smalleye Pacific opah), 1765 nucleotides. RefSeq names its product ankyrin repeat and SOCS box protein 2-like. The record is from RefSeq and is a predicted model, not a curated record. Gene Ontology annotation, biological process: intracellular signal transduction. Gene Ontology annotation, molecular function: protein binding. Lineage: Eukaryota; Metazoa; Chordata; Actinopteri; Lampriformes; Lampridae. The coding region runs from base 1 to 1758 and encodes 585 amino acids. The transcript has 8 exons.